UAUAAUAUCGAAAUUCUCUCGAUGUCGUUAGAAUGAUGUUUGACUUUGAAUGUCAAAUGUAUUUCAUCUACAAAAUACAUAAAACUUUACAGGGUCAAAUCCUCUAAAUGCAGUUACAGGUAGCUCACAUUUCAGUGUCGUGUCUAAUGAUAAUUAAAACAGCACUUAACAAAACCAAUAAUGGUGUUCACACAAGUAGUAUCUAUCAAAGACAAAGCACCUGGAACCAAAGUAUAUAAUUAUGCUGAUUCAUUUUGGUGUACAUAUAUUGUGUCUGUGGUGGCUGCCAGUGUUGCAGAAAUAUUGACAUAUCCAUUGGAUUUGACCAAGACCCGUCUGCAAAUACAAGGUGAAGUGGCUUCUACCAGUAAACCUACACAAUAUAGAGGCAUGAUAAAAACAGCUAUUGGCAUUGUCAACGAAGAAGGAGCACUAAAAUUAUGGCAAGGUGUGACGCCUGCACUCUAUAGACAUGUAGUGUAUUCUGGUAUUAGGAUUGUAUCGUACGAAACCAUGCGUGAUAAAUUAUUAUUAAAAAACGAAGAUGGAUCAUUUCCAAUUUGGAAAUCAGCCAUAAGUGGAGUCCUGUCUGGUGUAAUUGCUCAGUACGUUGCUAGUCCAGCUGAUUUGAUCAAAGUUCAAAUACAGAUGGAAGGCAAACGACGUCUGAUGGGAGAGCCUGCUAGAGUGUUAAGUGCAGCACAUGCGUUCAAAAAAAUAGUGUCUGAAAGUGGUAUCCGUGGUUUAUGGAAAGGUUCAAUACCCAAUGUACAGCGUGCUGCUCUAGUGAAUCUUGGUGAUUUGACUACUUAUGAUACAGCUAAGCAAAUAAUUAUGCACAAAACUGGGUUACCUGAUUCGCAUCUUCUACAUUGCCUUUCUAGCAUAUGUGCUGGAUUAGUAGCAGCUUCAUUAGGAACUCCAGCAGAUGUUGUAAAAACACGUGUUAUGAAUCAACCAACUGACAAAAAUGGAAUUGGUUUGAUAUACAAAGGAUCUUUGGAUUGCUUGUUUAAAACUAUUGAAAAUGAAGGGUUUUUUGCUCUUUAUAAAGGAUUUUUACCUGUUUGGAUUAGAAUGGCACCCUGGUCAUUAACUUUUUGGAUGAGUUUUGAACAAAUACGCCAUAUGCUUGGUGCUACUGGGUUUUAGAAAUGACAGAGUAUAAUCAUUAGAUCUCAUUUUUAUUAUGUUUUUGAUCUUUUACAAUAGUUUUAAAAUAUGUUAAGAUGUUUAUUUUCAAUAUCUAUAUCUUCUGUGAUUGUAUAGAAAGUUUAGGUUAUGAACAUAACGCUACACAUAAUUUUUCUUGUAGAGUCUAAAUAUUGACUUCCGUAAAAAUACUAUGAAUUACAAUAUUAAGUAAAUUUAAUGAUAAGACAUAACAUUAUAACAAUAUCAUUAACAGUCCAUCUUCAUCAAGCAAAAAUUUUGUUUAUAUUUCUGUUACUGCAGGUUAAAUAUAAAAUUAGUAAGUUUGUUU
This is a messenger RNA of Melanaphis sacchari, 1483 nucleotides long. It is a transcript of the gene Ucp4A, whose product is annotated as mitochondrial uncoupling protein 4. Gene Ontology annotation, biological process: response to cold; mitochondrial transport. Gene Ontology annotation, cellular component: mitochondrial membrane. The record is from RefSeq and is a predicted model, not a curated record. NCBI's taxonomy places the organism in Eukaryota, Metazoa, Arthropoda, Insecta, Hemiptera, Aphididae. The transcript is spliced from 7 exons. Bases 181 to 1152 code for a protein of 323 amino acids.